Messenger RNA from Anthostomella pinea, 867 nucleotides. The record is from the annotation of a GenBank genome assembly. Lineage: Eukaryota; Fungi; Ascomycota; Sordariomycetes; Xylariales; Xylariaceae.
AUGGCCCACGAGAUCACGCACAGCCUCGACGGCUUUUCCAACCCCAGUGGGAGCCUUAGCGACAGCAGCAUAUGGCACGACGCCGUGGCCCAAGAUGCGGCCAUCGUAUCUGACUACGGGAAGACGAACUACAUCGAGGACUUUGCGGAGACGGGCUUCCUCGCGCACUACGAGAAUGUCAACCCCGGUGGACUGGCACAGUAUAGUUCUGCUGCAUCCCAGAUCCAACAUCAGGUUUCGGCGGCCCAACAGCUGCUCGGCGAUCUGAUCAAACCUGGAGGUGUGACUCAGUGGAAUCACCACGGGCCGAGCUCGCCGUCUGUGCAGAAGGGCAGUGCGAAGAGGCUCAGCCACAUUGAGUUGAAGGUAAGUGUCAACAACGGCGGUUGGACAACCCUGAAAGAGGACCUUGAUAUUCCAAGUUUCGCAGGCCGUCGCAGCGGCCCACCACCGUCUCUGGUACUAGAUACCGCAACCACUCCUGACGCAGAGGAUACGAAGGUAAGUUCUUCAACAAUCGGUUACGACCCCGGAUUCGGCUGCUCCAUCCACGGGAAAGAAAUAGUCCACCCCAUCGACGAUAUACAGUCCAGCGACUCCGAGUCCUCAGAGCCCGAGCCCACGACAGAACGUCGAUGUUCCGGUGCCGAAGACUUACUCGGACAGCUCGAUAACCUUGAGGCCGCUCGUGGGGAAGAGCUAGUAUCUCCGCAGACUAUGCCAGGUAAUUGUGAAGGCAUUUGGGAUGAGGUCGACUUCACCAGCCGGGGGACUGCGAGGCAGUACGACGACUGGAUGGAUGAGGCUGAUGAUCUUGAGGCUACAGCCACGAUGCCGGGUGGUACGAGGUACUACAGAGUGCAGUGA